Messenger RNA from Brassica napus (rape), 7271 nucleotides. RefSeq lists its product as uncharacterized. Bases 1013 to 2539 code for a protein of 508 amino acids. The transcript has 2 exons. The record is from RefSeq and is a predicted model, not a curated record. NCBI's taxonomy places the organism in Eukaryota, Viridiplantae, Streptophyta, Magnoliopsida, Brassicales, Brassicaceae.
UCUUUUUGACAAAAAAAAGGGAAAAUUAGAAAAAAAGACACUUUGGACUUGGAUUUGUCACACUAAGAUUUGUAGAAGAUUUUUUAGGAAAAUAAGAUUUUUGUUCCUGUAAAUACCAAACUACCCUUAAUUUACCAAUUAAGUAGAAUUAAAAUUAUAUAUCAAAAUUUUCGUUAUAUAUUUUAAAUGGGUAAAUAUUAAAAGUUUAAAUAAAAAUAACAAAACUUAAAAAAAAAUAACAAAAGGGAAACUUUUACCCCGAUACCCUAAUUUCUUUUUCUCCUCCUCUUCUCCGCCGUAGAAGAAAGCCCCUUCCAUGGCGAUUUAGGGUUCAACGGAGAGAAUCCUUGCUCUUCGUCGGAGUUUCAUCUACCCUUAGUUUUGAAUCUUUCUUUUGUCAUCUUCCUCUUCGAUUUCACUGACGAUACAACGAAAUCCAAGUGUUCUUCCUCUUCGUCGGACGGGUCAAAUCGAAGUACGACGUGUUCUUCCAUUUUCGUCUCAGUUCUUCACACAAGAUAUUCAAUUAGUUCUAUUGAUUCUCAUCUAAAAUGAAAUCGAGUUGUUCUUCCCUUUUACAUAGAUUUUUUUAAAAUCGAUUUGUCAUAUUUCUUAAGGUAAAUUCGAUUCACAGGUUGAUUAAACAUCUUAUACAUCACGAUUAACUGUUUGCAUGUUAAUAUUUUAGAUUUGUAGUUGUAAAAUACCGAUUUAGGUUUUUGGAAAGGGGGAAAUUUUGGUUCUUGAAAUCUUAUACUAGUUGUUGUCCGAUUGUGUAUGUUUUCAAGUAGAGUAGAUAUUGUCCGAUUGUAAUAUAGGCCAUGGGUAGAUUGAUUGUUGUUGAUUGAUCAAUUGAACAAAUUGUUGUUCUUUCUGAAAUUAUAACUAGGUGGAAUACAUAUUGAUAAGGAGAAUGUAAAUGUAAAAGGCAUUUGUCUUGCUCUCCUUAUUUGUGUUAUGAUAUCGAUACUUUAACCUAUUGAACUAACAAGUUUUUUCUGCGCUUUUAGAUAUGUCUCUAGAGUUACCAAAGAGGAUUCUUAAGGAGGGCGAGGAACCCCAAGUGACUCAGAUCAAUAACAACUGCAGGAUUGAAUACAUUAUGCGAAAGUUCACUGAGUGGAUGCCAAAGGAGUUGGCAGUUGUGAAGAAAGAUCCGGUUUUCUCUCAGAUCUUUAAGCUCCAUAAGAAUGGUCUUGGGUUCUCCGCGAGAGUGGUACACAGCUUCUUGUGUAGGGAGCUGGUGACUUACAAAUUGCACAAGCUUUGGUUCGUCUUUGCGAGGAGACCACUCCGAUUUUCAUUACAAGAAUUCCAUGCAGUAACCGGGUUUGAGUGCAAUACUCGUAUCUCUCUUAAGGAGUUCGAAGAGUGGAAAUAUGACGGUGGUUUCUGGAGCAAUGUGUUGAGGAGAAAAGAUGGAACAGUUUCACUCUUCAACCUGUGGAAUAAGGACAAGGAAGCUGUUAAGAAGUGGAAGAAUGCUGAUCGCAUACGACUGAUCUAUCUGGCCAUCAUUCUUUGUGUGGUUUUAGCGAGAGAUGAGAAGGCUAAUAUCCCUCUCAAAUACAUCAAGGUGGUCAUGGAUCUUGAGAAGGUUCGAAAGUAUCCUUGGGGAGUUGCUGCUUAUGACCUUCUCUACAACUCAAUAACCAAAACUCGUGACAAUCUGAAGGAUAAGACUACUAGUUAUGUGUUGGAUGGAUUCUCGUACGCCUUCCAGAUUUGGGCAAUGGAAGUUGUACCAAAGAUUGGGAAGCUUUGUGGAAAAAAACUUGACGAAGGUUUCACGAACGGUUCUAGAUGCAUAAACUGGAUGGGAGCUGGAAAGGUGUCAUAUGAGGAGAUCAUUCGGUUGGAGCAAAUACUGACACCUGAGGAUGACAUCUAUGCAUAUAUCGACUGGAGAGGAAAUUAUGAUGUAGUCCAAUCUGAUGCUUUUCGCAGAGAUGAUGAUGUGGAGGAUGAUAGAGUCAAGAACCUGAUGGAGUUGAUAAGAACAGGACAUGAUUUUAGUGACCAUAUUUGGGAAAUCGAAGAAGCUCCAGAGGUUUGUUCAGAUCUUCAUGAUGAAGCACCUGUGAAUGAUGAAUCGGCUGUGAUUGAUGAAUCGGUUGUGAAUGAUGAAGCGGCUGGGAGUGAUGAAGACUACCAUACUCCAAAAGGAUCAAAGAACCUAGGCUCUACAUCAAGAAGGGGUAAGAAGAGGCUUCCGGUUUGUGGUAUGGAAAAAAGGAAGCAUAAGGUUCUCUCUACUGGACCUAAGCAAGCGCCUUUUAAUGAAGACAUGAAGGCUUUUGUGGCAAAGUUGUUUGAGCAGAGUUUCUCUGGAAUGGAACAGCGGCUACAAAAACAGAUGGCUGAGACAUUUGAGCAAAUGAGGACAGAGCUUAAAGAUUCACGGAAGGAAGCUAGCGUUGACGUUGAGCUUGGAGAGCCUUCAGCGAAGAAGCCUUCACCGAAGAAGCCGUCACCGAAGAAGCCUUCAAUGAGCCAGCCACCAUUGAGGAGGUCCACACGUGGGGUAAAGAAACACUAGUCUUCACCACUCUCUUAAAUGUUUGCGUGUCUGUUUGUCUUAAUGUCAUCUAUGAUAUCGGCCUAAAUUUUGUGGUGUUUUAUAAGGUCUCGGUUUGUAAGUGUGCUUGGUGUGUUAGUCUCCUUGGUUUGUAAGUGUAUACUUUGAAAUUUAUGUAAAAUGUUGGUGUGUAAAAUAUUAGAUUUUUUAUAAAAUGGUCAUGCAAUGGCCUUGUUUGUGCUUAAUAUUAUGUUGUUAAUUGAUUUGAUGUGAAUUUUAGCCAAGCAGAUGUUGAUGUUGAUGUUGUUAAUAUUAUGUUGUUAACAGGAAGCAUCAUAGAGUUCAUUUGACGUGAAUUUUAGCCAAGCAGAUGAUUUCAUUCCCGGGAUAGGAACGCAAGGCGUUGAAGGUCUUUCUCAGACCUCAUAUGUGCCCGGCUUUGAUCCAUCUCAGACCAAGAAGGGAGAUGAGUGGUGGACUCCAAGGACUUCAGUCCAAGAUUCAAUAGUUCCACUGCCGUCACAUUGGGAGAAAUGGAAUAAAGGAAAAGGACUUCAGCUUACUGAUUCACCAUUGCGCACAGAUGGUUUCUCCGCAGUCGUCACUGUAUUAUUGCUCCGAAGAAUCAUGGCUAGGAUUCACGGAAUGGGUUAAGAAACCAACACCUUUACCACUUGGUCCGUCAAUCUUAAAUUUGUCUAUAGCUACAAGGAUAGUAAGUCCUGGAAAAUGGCUUGGCAACGAGGUAAUGUUUUCUUUUACUAAUUUGUUGAAUUUAUCUUUGUUACACAUCUUCUUUGCUACAUUAGUUUAUUUUCAUUGUGCAUAUUCAGGAAAUGGGUGCAGUUAUGUUUAUAUGGCGAGUCAACACAACUUUGAAGCGUUGGACUCCAAGCCGUGUUGCUUUCAUGAAUGCUAUGUUCUACCUCCAAAUCCACGUUGCAUACAACAAGUUCCUUCCUAACAAAAAAGCCUAUGAAUUGCCUGAUUUUCUUCUUGGCUAUGGGAGAGGAGAGAUUCCAUCUCAUGGGCGGAUUGAUCAAGUUUGGGGUGUCGAUGUUGAUCGUCUCUACUUUCCUUUGUUUGUAAAUGGUAAUCAACACUCCUCUAGACGUCUUAGUUUUCAGCUGGCUUUCUUUUACAAAUUUAGUAUUGUCCAACGUAGGUAAUCACUGGAUUGCUGUCUGCGUCAACAUUAUUGAAAAAAGGUGGAAGUCUUUGACUGCGGUGGGGGAAAGAAUAGACAAUACGUCGAGAAGUUUGCUGCUAUGAUUCCUAGGAUAGUGAAGGCCUUUGCACCACCUGAAAGAAAGAAGCAGCUACUCCUCGCAUCAUAUUCUAUCGUGGAUGUGCCUAUGAAGACGAGAUUGAACAAGUCUUGUUGUGACUGCGGUGCAUACGCACUCAAGCACUUGGAAUACAAUCUGCUUGGUAUCGACUUCAGUUUAUUGGAUGAUGAAAUAAUCACGGGUUGCAUACAGAAGAUUGGUGUGGACUUAUGGGAGGCUGCAAACGAUCACAUUUACGCUGAGGCAAUGACACGAUACGUGCCUUCACCGUGGGAGAGAGAAGAGGUCUUUGACCUCGAAGAUUGAUUAUGUGUCUUAUUUGGAAAUUUUAAUUUGUAACAACUCUAGCUUUGGAUUUUCUAGGAAUUAUGCGACAAUUCUAUCUUUGUUUUUGUAGGAUUUUUAGUUCUUCUAAUUUGAUUUUCUAUAAAGAAUAGUGUACUACAUGAUCAUAAAACCUGAGGACCAAAAACACAUUCAUAAUACAUUCAUAAUUCAAAAACAAACCUUAGACCCUAAAUAAACCCUAAACUUUAACUAAACCCUAAACCGUAAACCCAUAACCUCAAAUAUACCCUAAACCCUUAACUCAAACAAAAUUCAAAACCAUAAUAACCCCAAACACACAUUACAUCUAUUUAUUCAUUUGUAAUGUAAAUCUUAUACUAACUAUCAAUUGAUCAAUUUUCAUGCCACUUUCUUUGCUCCAUGUUUUGAAACUAAUUUAGAGGAUUUAAAGACAAAGUACAUACGCUUGAUAGUAGGUUGUAGACGUAUUUUUGUGAUUUUUUCCUGAUCUGCCUUUGGUAGAAUACACGUUAUAGAAGUAUGAAACGACGUCGUUUAGCUAUUUUUUUUGACCUACUCCCUUUUCUUCCUCAUUAUUCCUCGAAAGAGAGAAUAACAGCGGCAAAAUUUUUGAGAUCGACCCAAUCAUGUCUUCGGCCAAUUCUUCAUCCACUCCAACAGAUCGAGUCGCCAAACAACGCGGAAUUUCCACGAGAUGCAAUUGCGGUGAGGCAGUGUCUCGUUUCACUUCAAACACAGUUAAAAAUCCAGGAAGAUUAUUUCAUCGUUGUCUGAUGGGAUCUGAGAAGGUUAGUCUUAUGAUCAUGAAACUUUGUCUUUGUUUUAGUCUAACCGUUUAUUCGUUGUUAAUGAUGAAGGACAAAGCUCACUUGUUCAAAUGGACUGAUAAGUCGGUUGUUGAGGAGAUUGAAGACUUCCAGAACUUGUUUGACGUGCUGCUUGUUGACAAUAUCGCGUUUCAGAAAUCAGUGAGAGAUGGUGAGGCCAUGAUGAAAGGCCAUGAGAGUAUAAUUGAAGAGAUGGAAGAUGCAAUUGCACAUUGUGAAGAGAAGAUCACAAAAUGCAUUAGGGAAUUAAGGAUCAUAAAAGCUUUGUUUGUGUGUUGUUUGGCGAUGGUCUUCAUGUACCUUGCAUAUGCAUGAUGUUCCUGUGCUGCCUCAAAUUGUUGUUUUUAUUUUCAAACAAGUUUAAGACUAUGUUUCUUGUUAUUUCUUGGUGAUUAUCAUCUACUAGAACCAAUAAUUUUGCAAAUACCAAAUUGUCACAAACAUAGAUCGAUUAGUCUCAAGAGUUUAGCAAAUACCAAAUGGUCAAAUAGGUUCUUAAACAGAAGAUCACUAUGUUUCAAGAUCAAUAAGAAACAAAACAGAGACAGCAGAACAAACUAGAUGGGUAAAUCACAUGUUCCUCUCUUGUGUCAUUCGGUACCACAACGACUGCAUUUGUGCUUUUUAUUCUUUCUUGAUCCUUGAGAAGAUUUUAUCUUGUCUUCUACUGAUUCAUACCUUCUCUUUAUUGGCCGACCAGCACUCUUUCUUGUCUCUGGUGGUAAAACCUUAGCAAGUUUAACCUCAGCAGGGACAUUCCAUUCACACUCUGGAACUGCUACUGGAUUAAUGGAUUCCACAUAGGCGGUUCUCCACGCUGCAGUGGUGUAUAAGCCGUCAGUAAAUCUGUGCACUUCCAUGCCUGUACCAACAUAAACGUGAUUGAUUGGAGUCAAUAUGCUGAAAUUAAAAAAAAAAAUAUGUCCCAAGUUCAUGUGUUUAUACUUCCAUACCUCGUGAAUAAAUGGCAGGAAUGGCGUGUCGGCAAAGAAUUUUUCCUAUAUUGUACUUCCCACAUGUGCAUGUUCUUCUUUCCAAACCAACAUGACAAUCAUAUAUGUCUCCUUUCACAAGCGAUUUGAAGUCGUCAACCUUGUAGACUUGAAAUCCUUUUGCCUUCACAAUUCUCCUAUCAAUCUUUUUCUCCACCUUAGUGGUCAAAGGAUCAAGAUGCUUAGAGCUUACCAAGCGACACUCAUAGAACCAUCGAGUCAACAGUUCUCUUAUACUAUCUAGCAAAGGAAUAACCGGAUAUUCUCUAGGUAUUCUCAGAACUGAAUUUAUCGACUCUGCAGGGUUUGUGGUCCUAAUGUCAUACCUUUCACCAGGGAAGAGAGAACGAGCCCAUUUGCGCACAUCAGCCUCCCGCAGAUAUCUUCCAAGCUCAGGACUCAUUUCAAAAAUUUUGGUGAUACAUUCCUGAAAUUCAGUGUACCUAUAUGCCCGUGAAGCUUUUUCCACCAAGGCAGUCAGCCCUUUUAUCUUGAAAAAUGCAACCACAUUGGUCAACAAGUGAUGAAUGCAAAUUUCAUGUGCUGAUUGAGGGUAGACAGUCCCAAUCGCUUUAGAAAUAGAUGCAUUUCUAUCUGAGACAAAAUCUAGGUCUUGACAAUCAGCAAUAACCACUUUCAACUGUCUGAAGAAUCACCCCAUGAAUCGUCAUUCUUCGAAUCAACAACCCCAAAUGCAAUCGGAUACAAAUUAGAGUUACCAUCUACAGCAGUAGCAACAAGUAGACUCCUUUGUAUUUAUUUUUCAGAAAAGUUCCAUCAACAACAAUCACCCUUCGCAUUGCAUUGUUGAAUCCUCUAACUGAUUGCCCAAAUGACAUAAAUAGAUACAUGAAUCUUCCCUUCUCAUUAGUUUCAUAGUGAGUAUGCGUACCAGGAUUAGCUUCUUUAAUCAUAUGCAAAUAUGCUGGUAUUUUAACAUAACUGCGAUCCGGUAUACCUCUAGCAGCUGCAAUAGAAAACUCACGAGCUUCCCAAGCGUGCCAGUAAGUAAUCUCACAACUAUGCUCCAAUCUCAUAAAUUGAAUGAUUUCAUUUGCUUUUGGGCCAUCGUUUGCAUCACCGAAUCGAUGUUGUAUCAGAGUCCCAAUUGUUCUUGCCGAUGUUGUUUUUCCGAAUUUCCUUUUCUUUGAAGGAGCACAUGAAUGUCUUCCCUCGCACUGGUUGAUCAUGAAAUAUGUAGACUCAUCUAUACCUUCUGCACGCACCAUCGAAUAACUGAACUCGGUAUUAAGAACAAUAUGGUCCACCCCAUAAUCCUCACACACGAUCCUCUUGAGCUUCUCCAAUGGAGUAGUAGUUUCUAAUGUUACCAUUC